GAGCUAUUAACUGCAGCCCACCAGCGUAAAUGAGUAAUUUUGAAACGUGAACGACGGGUUUGCUAUUGAAGCACAAUAAAUAAAGAAGUUUCUCAUUCUAUGUUGUGUAGUUUGACCGAAUGCUUAAAUUGAAUCGAUUCAUCGGCUGAGUGUUGAAUUAAUUUUAUUUCUUUUCGGUUAAUUUCGUAAUCAAUCAUCCAAGAUUUUGAACAACAAAAAUGGGGAUAAUUUCCUAUUUUACAUGGAUUGCAUUUUUACUUUAUUCCGUUCAGGCAACUGGUUCCAUUGAGGAUUUCGACGACUCAUUCGAAGAUUUUAUGGAAAAGGAAUUUGAAAAUGAACAGGAUUUUACACAUCCAUUCCGAUUCACUGAUUCUUUUCCAUUUAAACGUAAUAAGUUUGACCUAGGACAACGAAUCGCUGCGGAGGUGCAACGCCAUUUGAGCCCUUUGAAAAACUUACAAGCGUCGAUACAGGCAGAGGUAAAUGAGAAAUUGGAACCCGUCCGUGCUUUGGAGAUAAUGUCAAAAAUGACCAGAGGAGUCGGUGGAACAACCGUCAUCGUCUACACUUCUCCUAAACCUACCAAACUGCUGGUCAAAAAUGGCGAAAUAUACAUAUGUACAGCCGAUAAAAUAGAUGAUGCUCCAAUGUGCGCUUCGAAAAAACUAUUUUCUAUAAAAGACAAGGAAGAUUAUUGUUAUAGUCGAACAUAUGCUCUUGGAAAUGAUAACAUUUGUAUCGCAAAUUCCGCGAACGCCGGCAUAUCAGUUGUUGUAUUCAAUAAUAAAUUUAUUUGCCAUACUGAUAACGACCACGAAAAGCUCGUACUAAAAAUUAGCGAAUAUAAAAAAUUAUGUGGGAGAAAUCCUUGGGAUGUGUUCUUCACUUAUUAUCCCGAUAAGUCGGAUCCUUCAGCAGUUAAAAUACCCAACGACAAUCCAUACGUUUCUUGCACCCAAACGAAAAAUGGGGGAUGUUUCUUUAAGGGAGAUAGCAUUUAUGGAAAGAACUUUGCCUCAAUGGGAAAUAAUGUAAAUAUCGUACAAACUUUUUAAUGAAUUAAUUUUUGAAAUAUGUAUAUUUUACGUCUCAGUAAUGUUUUUAUCGAUAACAUUGUUUAUUAACUUUUUAUGUUUCCGUAAAUAAACAAGAACUUCAUAAUU
Agrilus planipennis (emerald ash borer) is the source of this 1166-nucleotide messenger RNA. RefSeq lists its product as uncharacterized. The transcript has 4 exons. The coding region runs from base 219 to 1058 and encodes 279 amino acids. The record is from RefSeq and is a predicted model, not a curated record. NCBI's taxonomy places the organism in Eukaryota, Metazoa, Arthropoda, Insecta, Coleoptera, Buprestidae.